This is a messenger RNA of Alternaria atra, 585 nucleotides long. RefSeq lists its product as uncharacterized. The record is from RefSeq and is a predicted model, not a curated record. NCBI's taxonomy places the organism in Eukaryota, Fungi, Ascomycota, Dothideomycetes, Pleosporales, Pleosporaceae. Bases 1 to 585 code for a protein of 194 amino acids. Gene Ontology annotation, molecular function: fatty acyl-CoA hydrolase activity. The transcript has 3 exons.
AUGGGCGAUCCGCAAGUAAAUCGGCAGAAGGCAAUGGCGGCCGUACAGGCAAUGUUCGAGAAGUACAAGUUACUUGCAGCUCGUAGACCCAGGAACCACAUCGACUUUGACCGGGAGGUCAUGUUGAAUCUGGAGCUUGUGGAUGCAAGUCUUCAAGGUACUGUUACUUAUGAACUCUUCAUUGGUCCUAAUUUCUCGAAUUUGAACAAUGUCAUGCAUGGAGGAGCUGCCGGCGUCAUUUUCGACAUGUCCACGACCACUGCACUCUGUCCUGUUGCUCGGCCUGGCUUCUGGGAAUUUAUGGGCGGCGUAACUCGUUCGUUGAACAUCUCCUAUCUCAAGGCCGUGCCGAUCAACACCAAGGUGCGACUCAACAGCAAGGUGGUGAGUGUCGGCAAACAGAUGGCUAUGAUCCGAGGCGACAUGACCAGUCUGGAUGGAAAGACGACAUAUUGUACAGUGGAGCACCAUAAAGUGAAUGUGCCAGUAAUCAAAGAGCAUCUCGAUGUAAGAACAGCGUGGGAUGAAGAAUUCGCGAGGGAAUGGAAAGCGAAAGGUGUGGAAGAAGUCAAGAGUAAAAUAUGA